Messenger RNA from Schizosaccharomyces japonicus yFS275, 5555 nucleotides. Its product is annotated as nucleoporin Nup189. Gene Ontology annotation, molecular function: structural constituent of nuclear pore. The record is from RefSeq and is a predicted model, not a curated record. Lineage: Eukaryota; Fungi; Ascomycota; Schizosaccharomycetes; Schizosaccharomycetales; Schizosaccharomycetaceae. Gene Ontology annotation, biological process: nucleocytoplasmic transport. Gene Ontology annotation, cellular component: nuclear membrane; nuclear pore outer ring; nuclear periphery. The coding region runs from base 44 to 5413 and encodes 1789 amino acids. The transcript has a single exon.
ACGCUAACUACCCUGUUGUCCACCAACAUCAUAUAGCCAUUUCAUGUUCGGGCAGAAUAAUACGUCUGGCUUCGGAGGAACCGGCGCGUUCAGACAGAAUACCCAGCAACAGUCUGGAGGUUUGUUUGGUUCCAAUACGAGCGGCGGCGGUGGCUUGUUUGGAAACCAAAACACAAAUACAGGAGGUUUUGGUCAAAACACAACCAAUAGCUCUUUGUUUGGUUCCGGAACAGGUCUCUUCGGAAACAAUAACACUCAAAAUCAGCAAUCUGCUACUCCAGCGUUCGGUAAUACGUCUGGAGGCCUUUUCGGGCAACAAAAUAACUCUAUGUCUGCAACACCUGCCUUCGGAUCAAAUAACAACAAUACUGGAGGCCUUUUUGGUGGCGUAGGGUCUAAUAAUGCUUUCGGAAACACUUCGAAUACAAAUACAGCAUUUGGCUCACAAAAUAACAACACUGGAGGAACGAGUUUCUUCGGUAACCGUCCCUCGACCGGGUUCGGUUCUAACACCGGUGGUGGUUUAUUUGGAAAUAGUUCGGCGACGACUCCUGCUUUUGGAAAUACAGGAGGUUUCAAUUCAACGAAUGCUGCUGGUGCUGUGACAACGGGUACCAUGAACCCCUCGUACUCAGUUACUUCUGAAAAAGAUCCUCAAAGCAAUGGUAUGAACCACUUCCAAUGUAUCAGUUGUAUGCCUGCUUAUAGAAAUUAUUCGCUGGAAGAAUUACGGUUGCAAGAUUAUAACCAGGGUCGUCGUAAUAACUCUACCGCUCCAGCUACAACCGGCUUCGGCCAACCUUCGACAACAACAACUACUACUGGCUUUGGUGGUUCCAACCUUUUUGGAAACACCAAUUCCACAAAUACUACUACUCCUUUUGGCGCAAACACGACUGCUUCAAAUACCGGUACUGGAAAUCUGUUUGGUGGCGGCACUACCGGUGCUUUCGGACAGAAAGCCACGCCCGCUUUUGGCGGCUCUAAUGCACCGGGUACUGGUACUACCGGUACUGGUUUGUUUGGACAAACUAAUACUACUGGCGGUGGCCUGUUUGGUGGUAACACUAACACUGCCUUUGGUCAAAAGCCUGCUACUUCGGCCUUUGGUUCUGGCGGUGGUUUUGGCACAAACACUGGAACAACCGGUGGCUUGUUCGGUGCGAAUAAUACUGCUAAUCAAGCGAACACCGGAACUACCGGCGCUUUCGGUAGUGGAGGUUUCGGUUCAAAUACAACCAACACGUUUGGUAAUGCGAACGCUGCAAACAACACUGCUGGUACUACCACAGGAGGAACUGGUUUGUUCGGAUUCGGCGCGAAUGCAAACACUAAUAACGCUGCUACCACGAACACUCAGCCUUCUACUGGCUUUGGUACGGGAAAUACGGGGUUCUCUUUCGGACAAAAUGCCGCUGCUAAUACCUCUAAACCUGGUGGAUUUUCCUUUGGAGCUGCAAAUACCACUACUCCUGCGGCUACGACUGGUUUUUCAUUUGGUCAGAACAAUGCUGCCGCGAAUAAGCCUGCCACCACUGGUUUGUUCGGCAAUACAGCCAAGCCUGCUGGCACCGGGCUGUUUGGUGGUGCCACUACUGGAGGUACUACUGGAACAGGAUUAUUUGGUAACACGGCCGCCAAUACUAAUACAACGGCAGGUACUGGAGGUGGUUUGUUUGGUAACGCAGGUGCUACAACAACACCUAGCCUCUUCGGCAAUAAUGCUGGAGCUGGCAAUGUUGCGGCAACCGGUUUACAGAAUAAACCUGCCACAACUACUCCUUCGUUAUUUGGUAAUACCGCCAACACUGCUAAUACAACGGCGCCUAAUGUUGGUUUGUUCGGAAAUACAUCCACAGUAACCCAGCCCACGACGUUCGGCUCCGGUGGUUUGUUUGGUAAUAAUGCACAACCGGCACAGAACCAACAACCGUUGGUUGCUAGCAUUGAUCAAAAUCCAUAUGGAAACAACCCUCUGUUCUCCACUGCUUCCGGUCAAGCACCUGCUGCUAUGCAGGAGCCUAUUGCUUCACCUUUGUCUACAAAAUCUGUUCCCAAAAAGUCUGCAUCUCUUCCCCAGUUCUGGCUUUCCCCUCGUUCUUCAUCCAACGCCAAACUGGCCUCCAUUGCAACUUUUACGGGAGCUAAUGUUUUAAAGUCAACUGUCCUUCCUCCCAAACAAAAAUCUUUGCAUCUUUUUGAAUCCCUUAACGACGAUCUCUUUUUGAAGCCCGAUGCAUUUGCUCCUCGUCAAAAUGUGAAGAAGCUGGUAAUCGAUAGGAAGCAUUCUGACAAAAGCUUAUUGCAGGGAGUAUCUAAUGCUCCUGAGCCUUCUCUUAAGCUUCUUCCUGCGUCGCAUACCUCUGAAUCUUCGUCCUCUGAGAGCAAAACUCAAAAAGCAGCAGAAUUACACGAUGAUUAUUGGAUGAGUCCAUCGCUUCAGGACUUGUUGUCUUAUUCCGAAGAGCAACUUCGUGCUGUUCAUCAAUUUGCCGUUGGUCGUAAGGGCUACGGCAAGGUACAAUUUUUAAAGCCUGUUGAUUUGUCCGCUUUUGCUUCUCUCGAAAGAAUCCCGGGUGAAGUUGUAGUGUUUGAGAAGAAGAUUUGCUCCGUUUAUCCGGAUGGUCAAAGUCCUCCUCUGAAUGAAGGUCUUAAUGUACCAGCUAUCAUCACAUUAGAAAAUGCGUGGCCACUGUCUCGCGAAACUCGUGAGCCUAUUAAAGAUACCCAAAAUCCUCGUUAUGUUCAGCAUAUCAAUCGUUUGAAAAAGAUGAGAGACACUGAAUUUAUUGAAUUUAAGGACGGAAACUGGAUCUUCAAAGUGCAACAUUUUUCCAAAUAUGGACUUUUAGAUGAUGAAGACGAAGACGAAGAUGAAGAAAACACUGAGGAACGUGUUGGUCAAAAUGAACCCAAAAAGUACGGACAAAAUUUACACCAAGUGAAUGAAACUGAUGAUGUAUAUCUAACUCACCUUACUCCAGGGGCUUUUCCAGUACAAACUAGUCAAGCUGGAACUCAAACACAUUAUCAGGAACCUUCGUUUAUUAGAGAUUCUUUCGGCCCGGAGGACACGUUCACAUUCAAAAAGCCAAAACUGCACAACGAGGUAAUCAAGCCUCUUGUUUCAGACAACUAUGAACCUAACAUCACAUUUGGUUAUUCUUCGGAGAUGCUCGAUGCGACAGAUGAGAAGAAAAGUACAUCGGAUGCAAGUGAUGCAGAGGUUGAGUCGGAAAUGAAUGUUUCCGAGUCCUCUUCCUCGGCUUCUGAACAUUACGAGAGUGAACACAGUUUUGCGUCGAGUUUGACAGGAUCGUCCUUGUAUUCACCUUCUGAAAACGACGUGCCUGUCAGCGAUGCCGGCGUCGCAGUUGUUGACGAGGACUAUCAAAGUGAGUCUCCCUUGGAGCGUGGUUUAAUUCGCUGUGAUACAUGGGUUCAACAGCUUGAACAUAAUUUCCAGCGUGCUACGUUAUUGUUAAGCAAAAAUAUAUCGUCUUCUGUACCGAGAGAUGAUCCCGUGCGUGGAUAUGACAGUAGUGCGCUUGAAAAGGACAUAUUUAACGAUGAUGACGAGGGGAGUGUCAUGCGUCCAUGGCUCGCUUUUGACGAAAAACCUUUAAUUGUAAACCCUACUGUUCGUUGGCUACCCGGAAAUAAGGCAAUUCUUGUUAACAAGCGCUCCAUCAAUUUCGUGCAAAAUAUGACUAAAUCGACCGUUUCGUCUCCAAGCCUUUUACCCAUGCUUACGGUCCAAUACCAUCAGACUGAAAUUAUGGAAGACAUUCUUGGCGUUCCUAUUGCUUCAACGCGUCCGUCAUUGUAUGCAAACGAGCUUUCUAAAAGGUCAACCGGUGAAGAAAGCACCGCAUGGAAGCUGUGUUCUAUUCUGUUUGAUCCUAAACGAUACGACUUCCCCGACGAUCUUGACGAGGAAUCCAGUUUUCGGUUACAAAAACGAAUUGAUCGGGAAACCCUCUCCGAGUGGCUUACUAGCGAAGUUAAAGAAUACAUUAUGGACGCUUAUGAAAAGUGUAAUGAUCCCGAACAGCGCAUCUUUAUCUUGCUCACAGGAAAUCAGAUCGAGCGUGCCUGCGAAGAAGCUAUCGCAACAAACAAUAAACGCUUGGCCACCGUAAUCCCUAUGGCGAAUAGUGACUUGGAAACACAAGCGGAAUUGAGACAACAGAUUGAUGAGUGGAAGUCUCGAGGUGAUUUGCCUUAUGUGACUAAGUACACUCGAUUGAUCUUUGAGCUGCUAUCCGGUAACACUGGAUUCGCGGAGGGUGUGGAAGACGGCGUUGAAAAUGUUUAUAUUUCUGAGGGCCUUCCAUGGAAAGUAGCAUUUGGCUUAAAACUGUGGUACAAUGUCGAUAUUAGUAUCCAGGAAGCAAUGGCACUUUACAUAUCUGACCUUGAAACAUACGGGGAUCGACUGAAGUCACCGAUAGAAACAAGUCCCGAUGGUAUUCAGUAUUCUGACAUGUUUUUCGAGCUGCUUCAACUUUACUCUUUUGGUGGAAACUUGGAAGAUGUUGUGACCGCAAGAUUGUCUUCUGGUGAAAGGUGUGACGAGCGCUUGAUUUGGCAACUUCUUAUGUACCUUGGACGCUCACAUUCAAUUUGUGAUUUCUCUGAUCGCCUUUCCGCAGCGUCGCUGGAUGAGAGUGGUUUACUAGAGAUGGAUGUUGAAAACGACGUCGAAUGCAAACCCAUUAGUGUAUUAGCUGACCAGAUCACCAAGUCUUUUGCUUCUGCGCUAGAGAAUUGUGAUGAAUGGGGAUGGUCUGUCUUCGUGCUUUUGCAUGAGGAGAAUGCACAAUCGCGAAAGGCAGAUAUCCUUGAUUGCUUAGCUCGCAAUGUUCCAAACUUUUCGGAAGAAAGCAAGCAGCGGCUUGAAGCCAUGCAUAUUCCUACUGAGUGGGUGAAUGAGGCUCUUGCACUGUAUGCUCGCUAUGAAAGAGACUAUGUAAAUGAAGUGCGUUUCUUGCAAACUGCUGGUCUGUUUGAGGAGGCUCAAAAACGGUUGUUGUUGACCAUUGCUCCUCAAGCAGUUAUUUCAAGUGAGUUUGCAGACUUGGAGGUCCUGUUAGACAACUUCAGUGAAGUUGCUGAUGGCCUUGCAGGAUGGUGCUUUGGUGGACAAGUGUAUAAAGACUAUGUGUACCUAGUACGCAAUUACAACACUCUUCGUGCAGACGAAUUCCAGACUGUCUUGCGUCGUCUGCUUAUGGCCUUACCGGAAGUGCCUACAGUCACUUUGGUGCAACGGGCCGCUGUUGAAAAGAUGGCUUACUUCACCAGUGAAGCCAAUGCUUUGUCUGGAAACGGACCAUGCAUGAAUUUGCCUUUGCCUUCUGAAGGGCGUGCUCUUAGUCUUCGCUGCUCAGUGUCGAGUGCCUUUGAUUAAAUAAUGAAAUGAUGUCUGGUUUCAACGAUUAAAUAAAGCGUGUAAAAUAUAGCAAAUAACUAUUACUCAAUACUCGAAAUACAUUCUAUAGUACCUGUGGAGUUGUAGUAGAGCGGCUUCGCAGCUUUUAUCUUUUACGUCC